Molecule: messenger RNA, 672 nt
Organism: Grosmannia clavigera kw1407
Lineage: Eukaryota; Fungi; Ascomycota; Sordariomycetes; Ophiostomatales; Ophiostomataceae
Product: enolase-phosphatase e-1s
Exons: 2
Coding region: 1-672 (223 amino acids)
Molecular function (GO): magnesium ion binding; acireductone synthase activity
Source: RefSeq, a predicted model, not a curated record
AUGCAGAGGUACCCAUACGCCCUACGUGUCCUGCCCGAGACACUCGCAUCUAAAUGGGAGAGCCCAUCGUUUGCUCCAUACCGCGACGCCUUUCCUGCCGAAUACCGUGCCUCGCCUGCCGCCCUGACCGCCCACGUACACGACCUCGUUGCCGGCGACAUCAAGGCCCCAUACCUUAAGAGUCUCCAGGGCCUUCUGUGGAAAGAUGGCUAUCUCAGUGGUGCGUUGAAAGCACCGCUCUUUGCCGACGUCACGCCUCGCUUGACCGACUGGCACAAGGCCGGCAUCGCUCUCGUCAUAUACUCGUCCGGCUCUGUGCCCGCUCAAAAGCUGUUGUUCCAGCACACGGGCGUGGUGGGUGGCAAUAAUGAUGGCAAUGGUUCUGGCACGGAUGUAACCCCUCUCCUGAGUGGCUACUACGACACCAUCAACGCCGGCCCCAAGACUGUCGCCGCCAGCUACUCAGCCAUCCUGGCCCAACAGGAAUUGCCACAUGCAGACAUAUCCCCCGAUAGCUGGCUAUUCCUGAGCGACAAUGUGUUGGAGGUGGAGGCAGCACACGCAGCUGGUCUGCAAAGCUACUUGGUGCAGAGGCCUGGAAAUGCACCGCUGGCAGCGGAUAUAGCAAAGAAGCAUCGGGUCAUUGCCAGCUUUGAUGAGAUCGACCUGUGA